CUUCAGCUCACCUCCAGCCAGUCGGCGUUGACUCUCCUGAGCAGGAAGAUCACCUCACCGGCCUUAAGGCUCAACUCCAGCUUCCCGCUCCCGCUGAAGUCAAACAUCGCCUGGACAAACACACACACAGACACACACACACACAGACAAACACACACGCGCGCCACAAGCACACACACGCGGCACACGUGGACAGAUAGGAAGAGGGACGUUUGAGUGAAGGAGACACAGAGGUGCCAAGAUGGCGAUGAAAGACUUUUUGAAAGAAGAUGAUAUCAAGAAGGCUCUUGAUGCAUUCAAGGUGGCAGAGUCCUUUGACUACAGGAAGUUCUUUGACAUGGUGGGCCUGAAGGCCAUGUCUGCUGAUAACGUCAAGCAGGUCUUCAAGGUGCUGGAUGUUGAUGAGAGUGGCUACAUUGAAGAGGAGGAGCUCAAGUUUGUGCUGAAGGGCUUCUCCUCAGAGGGAAGAGAUCUGUCCGAUGCGGAGACCAAAACAUUCCUGUCAGCUGCCGACAAGGAUGGAGAUGGAAAAAUCGGCAUUGAUGAGUUCGAAGCCCUGGUACACGAGUAACAGGCAUAUCCCUGGCCGCCCCCACUGGCUACCUCUCCUCUCCCUCUCCUUGACCCCGCGUCUCUCCCCCCACCUGACCCCUGUCCUCCCCUCUAGGCCUCCUGGUCUGGCGAGAGAGCCACCACCAGAGAGCUUCAGCAGGGGGCGACAGAGAGGCAGCAACCACCAACAAACCUCUCUAUUUAUUCCAUCCCCCUUUUUAUACAAACACACUGUGCGUGUCGACGUCGUCUUUUAUUUAAAGUACACUAUGAUUUCACUUUUGCUCACCUGAACCUGAGUCUACCUAUCGUAGUCUUAUCACAAACAGUAGUCAUUCUCUGGCCUCCCCCCUCUCCCCUCUCUCUCUGCCAUGACUUGCAUACCCCCCCCCCCCCCCUCCCCACCUCCCCAUCCCCCUGCUGAGCGAUAAAAUAUGAUUAAAUAUGCCAAUAAAACAUGAAAAUGAUGACAAUGAGCUUCAGUUAUGAAGAGGGGAAUGAUCCCAAUGAGAAAUAAAACAAUGUCUUGAGUACACUGA
Alosa sapidissima (American shad) is the source of this 1091-nucleotide messenger RNA. RefSeq names its product parvalbumin 7 (gene pvalb7). NCBI's taxonomy places the organism in Eukaryota, Metazoa, Chordata, Actinopteri, Clupeiformes, Clupeidae. The record is from RefSeq and is a predicted model, not a curated record. Gene Ontology annotation, cellular component: nucleus; cytoplasm. The transcript is spliced from 5 exons. Gene Ontology annotation, molecular function: calcium ion binding. Bases 242 to 571 code for a protein of 109 amino acids.